AUGUUGAACCGCUCUCUCUCAGACCAAUUCCUUCAACCACCCUUCACUCAGCCUACUAUCAGCGAGCCUCGCGAAACCCAGCAUGUCAACACCGAUACCGCCAUUGGAGAUGUGCGAAGGCCGUCGGCAGGCUGGCUCAGGAAUCCUGCCUGGAUUGACGGCGGUGUGAAUCCACCUAAAUAUUAUUUUUCGCAUGAAGAGAUUGAUGCAGCGUGCCGCGCCUCUGGAGUAGAACCACCUCCUCGAUACACUCAACCUGAGAUUCCAGUUGCCCCAUCUCAGCCGAUCACAACAGCUGGUCCAUGUCCUAUCCGUCCUUUCUUUCAAAUCAUGCUAAUAAACUUGACAGGAGUACCUCUUGCUACCCAGUAUGAUAUACUUUCCUCAAGGGUUUCUCCGACGCCAGUCCCAGCAAAUAACCAUUACCGUGCAGCAGGACCAUUGGGAAAUACUGUCGGAAAUGAACCUUCUGUGCCUCUACCUGAUGGGCAUCUCAUCAACGUAACACACACGUACACCUCAAUGGAACUGACUACUGGUUCCUCCCAAAAUGGGAAACCUGCUGCUCCAAAGAAGAAGGCAACGACAUUGCUUGGGAAUAUCGCUCUUGAAGGCAUUACACGUGUAGACUUUAUCAAGGCAUUCCUCUCCAUUCACAACCUUCACACCCAGUUUGCCCCCGGUGUCCACUCUGGUCCUCCUGGCGGGAAAGGCAAUGCGCCGACCUUCUUGACAGACAAAAGCUUCAGCCUCGCCCUGGCAGCCAUUUACAAGAAGGAUAAGAAGAAGAUCCAGAUCACUCUUGAGUUUGACACAGACAUGAUGUCAGGCUAUCGAAUUCAACAUCUGGCUCCUUCAUUGAAUGUGCCUGCGAAUGAUGGUGAGGACGAGCUUCUUUAUGGCACCAGGAUCAAGAAAUGGUGGCCAUGUGCUUCUCAUCAAGGAGAGCAUGGUGAACCAGGCCAUUGUUUUAUCACAGUCUCGGGAGGACAUCUGUGGCUCAACCCCCUCCGUCUUAAGAUGUGGGCUGCUGCUAUGGUACAUCUAAGUCUUAUAACAUACAUCCAAAGCCUAAAUAUCUUUUGUGCAAGCACAGUGCCGACGGUCUCUGCUCCAGGCAACAAUGACAUGAUGACACUUGUCAUGGCGUCUCUCAUUCCCGUCCUCGGUGGCUUAUCUCAUAAACGAUCCCGUUCUGAAUCCCCAGGCCGAUAUUCGCCUCCCCUUCCCAAGCGCUCUCGUUUUGAGUUCCAGACACCCAUUUGCAACCAGCCCAACGUCCUAACCCCAAAGUGCCCUUGCCGUGAAUUCCAGACACCAAGGCCACUGGAGUUUCAUCAACCUCCUGCCUCCCCCGUCUCCGUCCCAGCUCCUGGUUUUGAGCUGCGAGUGUGCCUUCGAGAGUUCGCUGAGCUUGAGGCUGUCGACAUGACGCCAUUUGAGAAAUGGCAGGCUACGUAUGAACAGAAGCUUUUUUCUGGUAACUACACUACUUAUGAGCUUCAGUAA
This is a messenger RNA of Laccaria bicolor S238N-H82, 1509 nucleotides long. RefSeq lists its product as uncharacterized. NCBI's taxonomy places the organism in Eukaryota, Fungi, Basidiomycota, Agaricomycetes, Agaricales, Hydnangiaceae. The record is from RefSeq and is a predicted model, not a curated record. The transcript is spliced from 8 exons. Bases 1 to 1509 code for a protein of 502 amino acids.